Seminavis robusta is the source of this 2167-nucleotide messenger RNA. NCBI's taxonomy places the organism in Eukaryota, Bacillariophyta, Bacillariophyceae, Naviculales, Naviculaceae. The record is from the annotation of a GenBank genome assembly.
CUAUGCUGCAGUAAACGCGAAGCAACCCCCGCGCCAUACCAUGGUAACCGUAGAGAGUAGGGUGUUCCAGUACUGUUCACAGUCGACCCUGCAGGUACAGCAUAAUAAUUUCGCAGAUUCGACAAACGUAGUUGCCCUAUUAUAAAACCCGCAGUUCACAAUGCAAGCAGAGGACAGCACCAUGGAAAAUCCGGAGCUUGCAGCUCUCUCUUUCGUUGAGGUCCCUGUCGAAAACAAAGAAAAUGUAUUGUGGCCAUGUCUAUUGCUAAGCAAAAGAAGCAAGAUCAGAGAAGCGAAAGCGGCUAUCAAACACGGAGAGAAGGAAGGGGAGGAAGCCGACAAAGACAACAAGGCCUUUGAAUCUAGUACAAAAGUUAGCAUUUCUGAGGAAGUCCCAGAUGAUGAAGAACCUCCGCCUUCCCCCGCUCCUCUUCUUGUUUAUCAAAGCUGCCAACACGUGGAGGUUGCCUAUUUGCUCGGUAAAGCAGGUACCACUCCUGAAUCCCGUCGAUUGAUAUUCAAUCCAAAGACGUGCAGUUAUCACGACAACAUGCACAUAGCUCUUCAACAGAAAACUCCCCAUUUCAAAGAAGCAAUGCAAGAAGCGCGCAUAUUGAAAGAUCUGUUUUCGGCGCAGGGGCCGGCAGGUGCAGAAUUUGAUGUGCCAGAAGGGGAGUCGACUGACAUUUUGAAAGAUCUCUUUUCCAACGAAGCGGUUGGUGCAGAACCUGAUGUACAAGCAGCUGACUUGUUGAAAGAUCUGUUUCCGAAAGAACCUGUUGGCGCAGAAGUUUCCCUGUUGGAUUCAAGGUUCCCUGACGCGGACCCGGAGUUUUCCGAGUCUAGAGCGGUCUUCGUCCCUGUUCCCUUGUUGGCCGAAAACGACACCACAGUUCCGUGGCCUGGGCUCGUCUUCCACGACAUACAACGCCUAGUAGACGGCCUUAAGGCUCGCGGGCUCCUUGGUAACACGAUGAACCAAUUAAGCAUCACGAUGUCCGUGUGUAAACUGUGCCAACAGCAAGAGAAAUUUCCCUUUGUGUAUCUUUUUGGAAAUCCACCUGCCGACGUCGUGAUGCCCGUAUCAACCCGAGGCGACUUGAUCCGCUAUUCCACUGAUCUUUCGGCUGUUCGCCUUCACCAGCAGUACAGCCAAAACGGAUUCAUGAACGCCUUGAACUGUCUACUUCAAGCGCUCGCUUGGUCGGCACCGAAUAAGCAUAGUACCACAUCUAAAGGGACUGAAACCCAGAAAGUCGAAGUUGACAAAUCCACCAACAGCGUAAAGGCCAAGGUCUCGCUUGCGAAGAAGCAAACAAAGAAGCGCCGCAGCGAAACCGUACUGUCGGAUGUAUCCAACCGCGUGAAGAAGGUGGCAGCGAACAAGAAGUCCAAAAAGCCUAAACCCCGGGCAAUCCAGCAGGACGCGAAACCGAAAGAGAAAACUGUGUCAUUUGAUCCCUUGAGAAUGGAACAGUUGCCAACGUUUCAAGAUGUCAAAGCGACACUGGAAGACCUGGGAUACAGCUUUCGCCCGGACUUGUUCUGUCUACCUGGGAUGGACCCAGACCUAAACCCUGCCUCCCAGAAAGGUCAAGACCACUUCCCAUCAGAAAGAAGCUUUCGAGAACACCUCUGUAGACAUGGCAUUCCAGUUGGCAAAGGCAAGAAUCCUCGACGUGGUGCUCUCGACAAAAAGCUAGAGGUUUGGGUUGCCAGCCAUCGGCUUGCGGCACUUCUUGAUGAGCUCCAUAGGCCUUUUUCGUCUGUCACCAAGAUUCGACCAGAUGAUUUCCGAGCGAUGUUGAAGAACAAGUGCGACAUUGAAUGGACUUGCAACAAAUGGAGAAUUGGCAGCAGCGGCGCGAGGCUGGAAGAUGAAGACUUCCACAACCAGGUUUCCAAGGAAGGAAUACCCUUCAACAUCUCAACGCUUUGCGAUGAAGAUAGGUUGUCUCUGGAGCAAUACGUUGGACUGCCAGACUUCCGCCGUUGUCCUUGGACAUGAAGCAACGAGGAGGACUGAACGCCGCAGCGCGUAACCCUCGGUGAGGCAUGUUGCGCCAGAUCGUUGUGGUACAUCGUAGUUGUACACGUAGAGUAGAGUUGUACACGUAGAGCAAUGCUGUUGUGUAUGUGUCCUUGUGCCUCGCUUCGUUUUCGUCCC